Messenger RNA from Chinchilla lanigera (long-tailed chinchilla), 4219 nucleotides. Its product is annotated as vitamin D 25-hydroxylase. Bases 533 to 2035 code for a protein of 500 amino acids. Lineage: Eukaryota; Metazoa; Chordata; Mammalia; Rodentia; Chinchillidae. The transcript has 5 exons. Gene Ontology annotation, molecular function: heme binding; oxidoreductase activity, acting on paired donors, with incorporation or reduction of molecular oxygen, reduced flavin or flavoprotein as one donor, and incorporation of one atom of oxygen; iron ion binding. The record is from RefSeq and is a predicted model, not a curated record. Gene Ontology annotation, cellular component: intracellular membrane-bounded organelle; cytoplasm. Gene Ontology annotation, biological process: xenobiotic metabolic process.
UGCUUAAUUGUCAGAAUUCUUUCAGGACCCCACCAAAACCUUUUAACAGUAGAAAACUUAUGAGUAAACAAAGAGAAAAUACUAAGUUUAUUUUCUUUUUCUAUCCAUGGCUCACCUCGCUAAGCUAUUGGUAAGUCUGAAAAUUACCGGGUUCAGUCAAGCACUGCAGCAUUGACUCCAGUCUUCCUAGCAGGACAGAAAUGAACUUGGUACCUAAAAAGACACUUUAAGAGUGCAGUGGCUCCCAGGGGGUCAGGAUCCGUCCAGCCCAGUGAGUGGAGCUGUCGGAUCGUCGUCAAUGUCCUGGCGGCCACACACGGUAAAGGGCCUUCCAGGAUCGGUGCCCGCCGCGCAGUCGGUGCCCCGCAACGCCUGUAGGUAGCUGGCAGCCAGGCCCCAGCACCCUGCACUCAGCGAGCCAAUAGUCACAGAGCUAGGGCGGGACCUCGGGGAAUCCCGCCAAUGGGAGUGCAGGGAGUGGUGGGAGCGCCCGCCGCUGCGGGACACAGGAGCUCGCGCACCGGCUCAGGAAAUGUGGGAGGCUCCGGGAGCUGAGGCGUGCGCCGCGGCGCUCCGCGCGCUCUUCCUGCUGCUCUUCGCGCUGGCGGUCCUCCAGCUGCUGAAGCAGAGGCGGCCGGUGGGCUUCCCCCCGGGGCCGCCGGGGCUGCCCUUUAUCGGCAACAUCUUCUCCCUGGCCGCCUCCGCGGAGCUUCCCCACGUCUACAUGAGAAAGCAGAGCCAGGUGUACGGCGAGAUUUUCAGUUUGGAUCUUGGAGGCAUAUCAGCAGUGGUUCUAAAUGGCUAUGAUAUAAUAAAGGAAUGCCUUGUUCAUCAAAGUGAAAUUUUUGCAGACAGACCAUGCCUUCCUUUAUUCAUGAAGAUGACCAAAAUGGGAGGGUUACUCAAUUCCAGAUAUGGCCGAGGAUGGAUUGAUCACAGAAGAUUAGCUGUAAACAGCUUUCGAUGUUUUGGAUAUGGCCAAAAAUCUUUUGAAUCUAAAAUUUUAGAAGAAACCAAAUUUUUCAUUGAUGCUAUGGAAGCACACAAAGGUAGACCUUGUGACUUUAAGCACUUAAUAACUAAUGCUGUUUCAAAUAUAACCAAUCUGAUCAUUUUUGGAGAAAGAUUCUCUUAUGAAGACACUGAUUUUCAGCGCAUGAUCGAGUUAUUUAGCAAAAAUGUAGAACUAGCUGCCAGUGCCUCAGUCUUCCUGUAUAAUGCCUUUCCAUGGAUUGGCAUCUUGCCUUUUGGAAAACAUCAACAGCUGUUUAGAAAUGCAGCCGUGGUCUAUGAUUUUCUCUCCAAGCUUAUUGAAAAAGCUUCAGUCAACAGAAAGCCUCAGUUACCUCGGCAUUUUGUUGAUGCUUAUUUAGAGGAGAUGGAUCAAGGUAAAAAUGACCCAUCAUCUACUUUCUCCAAAGAAAACCUAAUUUUCUCCGUGGGUGAACUCAUCAUUGCUGGAACUGAAACUACAACCAAUGUUCUACGCUGGGCAAUUCUUUUCAUGGCCCUUUAUCCCAACAUUCAAGGACAAGUUUGGAAAGAGAUUGAUUUAAUUAUGGGCCCCAGUAGACGGCCUUCUUGGGAUGACAAAUGCAAAAUGCCAUAUACUGAAGCAGUUUUGCAUGAAGUUUUAAGAUUCUGUAAUAUAGUUCCAUUAGGGAUUUUCCAUGCAACCUCUGAAGAUGCAGUUGUACGUGGUUAUUCCAUUCCCAAAGGCACAACAGUAAUUACAAAUCUUUAUUCUGUACACUUUGAUGAAAAGUACUGGAAAGACCCGGAAGUAUUCUAUCCUGAACGAUUUCUAGACAGCAGUGGACAUUUUGUCAAAAAAGAAGCUUUGGUUCCUUACUCCUUAGGGAGAAGACAUUGUCUUGGAGAACAGCUGGCUCGGAUGGAAAUGUUCUUGUUUUUUACAGCAUUGCUUCAGCGGUUUCAUUUGCAUUUUCCACAUGAACUAGUUCCAAAUGUGAAGCCCAGGUUAGGUAUGACAUUGCAGCCCCAGCCUUACCUCAUCUGUGCUAAAAAGCGCUGAAAGUGCAUAGAUGUUUUAAGGAAUAAGGAUAUAUGUUUGCCUUACCCCAAAUCUUAUUUAAUCUAAUCAGCAUGAGGUUUAAAACAAGUCAUAAUAUCAAAAAGCCAAACCAAUGUAUCAUUAAAAAGAACAAUAACUAGCAUUAGCUAUGAUUUCUUUUCAAGCUUGUAACUUCUAAGGUACAAUUCUUUUACUGAGGAACAUGAAGGUGCAAGGGACAGAUAUUGCAUAAGAUGCAAAGAAAGGAAGCUGAGCCACUUGUUAAGUAUAAGGUUCCUCUCAUCCCUUUUGACUCCAUUUACCUGCUAGUAGAGCUUUGUUUCUAAAUGCCAGCUCCUUUCUGAUCCAGGAUUAUCAUGAAUAGACUGUGGUAGCAGUCCGGUUUAAUAGAAGACAGAAGAAAUUAGAGUUCAAAUAAAUUAAUUUGGACUGUAGGUAUUUUAGAUAUGGUAACAGAUGAUGAAAAAAUAUAUAUUUGGUAUAGGGCCAGCCUUGCUUUCAAAUAUUGCUUCCAACUAUGUGUCCAUGAGAACUGUGUCAUUAUUCCUAUAAAUGGUGAUCUGCUUAAUUCCUGAGCUUCCAUCUCAACAGCAGCUCAGGAGAACGAAAAUGACAGAUGGCUAUUAAUGUUUUAUAGGCACAGACUGCAGCACUGUUUGUGAAAGCAGUUACCAUAUUUAAAGAUCAGAUCAUCGUAUUUAGUAGAGGUCUUUCAUGGGUUCGUGUUUUCCCUAAACAUAAUAUUCAAAUCCAAAAACAAGCUGUUGAGCAUUAAAAAGAGCAAUUAAAGAGCAUGAUUGUGUAAAUUUGCAUACUUGAGAGUGGUGGAAUGCUAUUAACAGUUUGACCAGAAGAGGCAAAUUGUGAAUGCCCUGAAAAAAUGGGAAAAUGUGUUCAGUUAUUUAUAGCUGUUUUUUACAUCAUCAUUUUUUCUGAAGUUAAUACUCUUAUAAUUUGGCUUAUGAAUAGUGAUAGCCUCUGAAUAACUGCAAAUAGUCAUGACAUAUUAAGAAGAUGGAUUUAACCUUAGUUUAGCUCCAUCUAUUAAAUACUCUCAAGUUUCUGCGUUAUAAAGAAAUCUUUGCAUCUCUGGUGCAUUAAGAUUUCUUCAGUUGCAAGGAAGGAGAAUCCUACGAAAAUUUGCCUAAAUAAUCGAGGGAAACUUGGAGGUAAUAUGGAAGUUUUAGAGUCGAUAUAGCCUAGAUGCUUCAUGAUAAAAUCAAAGGACCUGUUUCUUCCCAUUCCUGUUUUCCCUUCCAGAUGAUAUCAGCUUUAUCUUAAGGCUGGCUUAUGUGGGAGUGCAUGUGUUCUGCCCCCAUUCCAUGUACAGUGAGCAAGUCUGAAUUGUUUCUGAGAUAGCAAGGAAAUUUUUCUUAUACCCUCCAGAAAACUGUUCUUUGUGUCCCAGAGGUCCUAUCUGAGUCUUGUGCCCAUACAUUAACUUAAACCUGUGUUUUGUGAGUGGGAUUAUGGUUGACUUGGCCUGAAUAUAUAACUAUUAGAACUAGUGAUGGAAUUGACUUCUCCUGAGAGCGCAUGUCUUGUAUAGGGGUGGUAUAAACAAAAAUCAGGAUAAUUAUGAAGAGAAGAAUUAUAAGUGAAAAGACCAUUUAUAGUAUCUACCUCACUCGCUUCUAUCUGUUUCCAUCCUACCUUUGUGAAUCUUGACAAAUGUACUCAUAAAUCUUUAAUAUUUGUUCUUUUUUGGCACAACAAAUCUUUCAUCCUUGGGCCUCCUCUUAACAUCAUAUCGCAUAUAACACUAAACCUAAGUUGAACUCCAGGAAUUUCAAAGUCUUGGCCAUCCUACUAAGCAAUGCAGCUCUGUGAACUGAAGUGGAUUGUAAUGAAAUUUGGAGAGGACUUAUUUUACCAUGUAUGUAAUUUAAAACUGACAAAUAUUAGAAAUUUAAGCAUAUGUUAUCUAGAUGUCCCUCAAGAGCUUUAUGUGCUAAUAGGGCCUUUGAAGGGUGAUUGGAUUGUGGGAGUGAUGUAGUUAAAAGGGUAUUAGGAGCUAGGUCCUGAUUGAAGAGGCAGCUCACUGGGAGCAUGACCUAGAAGACAUGUCUUCCACCCCUGCUUGUUCCUUCUGUCUGCUUCCCUUUGCCCAGACCGUUCUGCCAUGAUGUGUGAUGAAGCCUGCUGAACAUGAAUUGAACCCAAAUAAAGCUCUCCUCUUUUAAA